AAGCCAGACGCUUUUCAACGCUGAUCCCAGCACAACCGCACACAUCUUGAAAGACAAAUUGGAAAUCGAUAAUGUCGUUUAAACUUUUGAUCUUUGCCUCCUUGAUGGCUGUCGCGAUGGCCAAUAGAUCCCCUUCCAAACUAGGCUAUCCGGUACCCAAGUACGAAGACGUGCCCCUCUGCGCCAAGAACUCGACGAAGCCGUGGUGUCUCGAUGAUGAAGUUUACCCCAUCUACGACAUCCAAAAGGCAUUGAACAACUACUAUCAAGAAGUCUUGGCGCUCUACAAAGACCUAAAGGCCAUCACACCCAACUCGGUCGACGGAUUGAAAGACUUGUCGGAAGAAACGUAUCUCUGCCCGAGUUCUACCGCUUACGUUCAACCCAUGCGAGCUGUCAAUGUCGACGGAAAGUGGCGUGUUAUUGUCAACAAAGUCGAGUCUUACAAUUACCAGUUCACCCAGACGGCCCGCAUCGAGGAAUGUGACAUCGCCAUCGGUUCUUCUUGUCCAUUGGUCCCUACUUGCUACGACUCCAAAUGCGUCCAGAAAAACAUUUUCCACCGAUUCUUGGUCUUUGAUCCUUACGAUUAUUACUUUCCCUUCGCCAUUGAAAAUUUCCAACUACCUGCUUCUUGCGGUUGUGUUGUUGGCGCCUAUUUCCCUUAAAAAGCCAAGUGGACCCAGUUAAUUUUACAAAUAAAUGUCAUUAAUAUAUUA
Molecule: messenger RNA, 719 nt
Organism: Daphnia pulex (common water flea)
Lineage: Eukaryota; Metazoa; Arthropoda; Branchiopoda; Diplostraca; Daphniidae
Product: protein spaetzle-like
Exons: 2
Coding region: 72-668 (198 amino acids)
Biological process (GO): innate immune response; central nervous system formation; regulation of Toll signaling pathway
Cellular component (GO): extracellular region
Molecular function (GO): growth factor activity; Toll binding
Source: RefSeq, a predicted model, not a curated record